AAGCGUAGAGCAUAGCACUAGAGCGCUAGUCGGAGCGCGCAUACGUUCCAUCGCUGAUGUUUUGAACGGAAGGGGUACGUCCGCUAAUUUGUCCGGCUCCUUGGGCGUGUUAUCCAAAAGCGACCUUAUGAUCUCGUAGAGAAGGACGGGAACUUCUUUCCCCUUGACUGACAAUUGUAUAACAGGACGCUUUAUGAUCGCAAGAUCUCUCAGGAUGCCCGGAUCAGUCCCAGCUAGCGGCGAGGCCACCUGGCCCAAAGACGUGGGCAUCAUCGCGCUGGAGGUCUACGUGCCCUCGCUGUACGUGGACCAGUCGGAGCUGGAGCAGUUCGACGGCGUGUCGGCGGGCAAGUACACCAUUGGCCUGGGUCAGGCCCGCAUGGGCUUCUGCUCUGACCGCGAGGACAUCAACUCGCUGUGCAUGACGGUGGUACAGAGGCUGAUGGAGAGGAACAGCCUCUCGUACGACAGCAUCGGGCGGCUGGAGGUGGGCACCGAGACCAUCAUCGACAAGUCCAAGUCGGUCAAAUCGGUGCUGAUGCAGCUGUUCGAGGAGUCGGGCAACACGGACGUGGAGGGCAUCGACACCACCAACGCCUGCUACGGGGGCACGGCCGCGCUGUUCAACGCAGUCAACUGGCUCGAGUCCAGCUCCUGGGAUGGUCGCUAUGCCCUGGUGGUGGCUGGAGACAUUGCGGUCUAUGCCACAGGUAGCGCCAGGCCCACGGGCGGUGCGGGUGCAGUGGCGAUGCUUGUAGGACCCAACGCCCCGCUGGCAUUCGACAGAGGUCUGCGAGGUACCCACAUGCAGCACGCGUAUGACUUCUACAAGCCCGACAUGGUGUCCGAGUACCCGGUGGUGGAUGGCAAGCUCUCCAUCCAGUGCUACCUGAGUGCCCUGGACCGAUGCUACAGCGUGUACCGCAACAAGGCCCACGCGCAGAGGCAGAGAGAGGGUGUGGACAAGCGUCUCAGCCUGGCGGACUUCGACUACAUGGUGUUCCACUCGCCGUACUGCAAGCUGGUACAGAAGUCCCUGGCGCGCCUGCUCCUCAACGACUUCCUCUCCCACCCUAAUCCCAACACCGAAAGUGGCUUAUACACUGGCCUGGAAGCUUUUAGGGAUGUGAAGGCGGAGGACACAUACUUCGACAGGGACGUGGAGAAGGCCUUCCUCAAAGCCAGUGAGCAGAUGUUUGAGCAGAAGACCAAAGCCUCCCUGCUGGUGUCCAACCAGAACGGCAACAUGUACACCCCCUCCGUCUACGGCUGCCUAGCCUCCGUCAUCGCCCAGACGACGGCGCAGCAGCUGGCUGGCCAGAGGUUUGGCCUUUUCUCCUAUGGCUCCGGAUUCGCUGCCACACUCUACUCCAUUCGAGUCACACAAGACGCCACACCUGGGUCUGCCCUGGACAAGCUGGUGUCCAGCCUGAGUGAUCUGCAGGCCAGACUGGACUCCAGGAAAAAGGUCUCGCCUGCCGUCUUCGCCGAGAACAUGAAGCUCAGAGAGGAGACCCAUCACUUAGCUAACUACACCCCACAGGGCUCCGUGGACGAGCUGUUCCCAGGCACCUGGUACCUGACUCACGUGGACGACAAGCACCGCCGUCAGUACUCCCGGCGUUCCCAUAGCGACGACACCCCACUGGAGGCUGGCCUGGUCAACUCCACCAACACCACUAACAACACAACGCCGGCAACCACAGAGCAUAUUCCCAGCCCAGCGAAAAAGGUGCCACGUAUCCCAGCCACCACUGCUGGUCCCGGCCUGGUUACCAUUAGCAACGGGGAUCACUGAAAUUUACCUCUGCGAGGUAUUCACAUGGCAACGGUCAUGAAAAGGGGAAUCAGAAAAGGACUCGGUGGCGGCUUUUUCUGACCAAAUUCCUUUGCCAUAUACCAGUAACUACUGUGUAAAACUAUUUUUGUUCCUCAUCCCAGAUUCAUCACCCACAGUUUCCUUUUUGCUUUGGCUCAUUGGUCAUAACGAUGCUUUAUAUUUUUGUUUGUCAAUUUUUAUUUGUUGCUGAAGUUUUUGUUUUUAUUUGUUUUCCUGUUUUAUGAUUUGAUUUUUUUGUCUUUUUGUUGAUCUUUUUGUGUUUUUUUUUCUUGUCUAUGUCAUUUUGAUUUUUUUUCUCUGUCUUUGUGGUUGUCCUCUCUGUAUGACACUCAUAGGGCAGGUUCUGGGUAGUGUAAUGGACACGACAUGCUCACAGUCCUCACCCCAUCGUGCGUGUGUAUUGGCACGUCACUCAUAUUCAUAGUCGUGGUGUCCGAGAACCUACUGCUGCUUCGUGAAUAAUCCCAAGUUCAUACUUGCAUUAAGUUCACUAUCACUCUCUCUCUCUCCCCAUUUCUAACUCUAUCUCUCUCACUCUUUUGUGAGCUGGACCUGAACGGCAGAGAGACGUUCCUUAGAUCAAACCAAGUAAUAGUCCCCCGGAUGUCAAGACUGAGCAAGACUCUGAGACUGAGGGCGUUAUACUGCCCCCUGGGGGACAGGAAUGGACAUAAGAAGAAAAAAAAAAGGGAUAACUUGUCUCGUCCACUCGUGUGUACAUAUUUCACACGAAUGAAAUGCUGCUGCCUCUUCCUCUUCCUCCCCCUCUUCCCUAUUUCUCCACGUGUUGGAGCCACUCACAUGGUGGUUGGACAACCUUAACACACACACACACACACACAGCUGGUAGCUUCCCAAAAUACCUCAAUUAGCAACUGACUGGGCUGUGAAGAGUUGACUGUGCGUGUUAGCUGUUGUCUGCUGCGACCACUGUGAUCUGAGUCUAUGGGUACUUGGCGAGAGACCAAGCGGCCAUCUCUCCAUAACCAUUUUUAAGCCGUUUCCUCCCGUGGAGGAAUCGAAGGAGGAUGGAGGAUGGCGGGAGGACCGCGUGCAUGUUCGCCCUUAAGGGCCCCACCAGGCUUGUCAACAGGGGGGACACACACAAAGGGGUCAGCUGUCCCAGGCCCAAGGACAGGUGGGUCCCCAUGCAUGUAUUGAGUUGGUGGGGAGUGACUUUGUCCUGUGCCUGGCCAAAGGUGUCAGCGGCCCCUUGUUGCCUCCCUGGCCUCUCUGCUCUGCCCACGUCCUCUCCCGCAUUUGCAUGGCUUGAGAUGUCGAGCUGUGAGGCUGGAGACUGGAAGGAAGUGACUUGGAGGAGAGAUAUUGAUAGGUACUCAAAGAGUGGCUGGUAUUGUCAGGACUGUGAUGCAUUCAGUUUAGUAGUUAAAUGAAAUGACACGGUUAGUGCCGUAUGUGAGCGCGGUCAACACGUUCAUAUCUGAGUUAGUUCACUUGAUAUGCAUUGGAAUAUUUCCUCCAAAAGAGAGGAGGUGCAUUUUUUUGUCUUAAUUUGGAACUAAAUUAUCUAUUUAAAGCUUAGAAAUGUUUCUUCAAAAUCAUACUAAUAAUUUCAGCAUUUUCGCUGACCAUGGACAAGUUGAUGAAAGAUUGUUUUUAUAAUGAAAACUAUAAACUAAUGGAAAAAUUGAGAAAAAAAAGACACUGUAAAAGGAAAAAAAUGGUCUAUAUUAUGAAAUAAAUUAGUUGUGCUGGAUUGUGCAGGGAGCAAAUAAACCUGACGUCUGCUGACAGUU
Messenger RNA from Engraulis encrasicolus (European anchovy), 3597 nucleotides. It is a transcript of the gene hmgcs1, whose product is annotated as 3-hydroxy-3-methylglutaryl-CoA synthase 1 (soluble). Lineage: Eukaryota; Metazoa; Chordata; Actinopteri; Clupeiformes; Engraulidae. Bases 194 to 1798 code for a protein of 534 amino acids. Gene Ontology annotation, biological process: acetyl-CoA metabolic process. The record is from RefSeq and is a predicted model, not a curated record. Gene Ontology annotation, molecular function: hydroxymethylglutaryl-CoA synthase activity. The transcript is spliced from 10 exons.